UUCAAGGAAAAAAAAAAAGGUGUCGUUUUUAUCCUUGAACCAAGUGUCAAAUUUCUUUCGAACCAGACAAGCGAACGAUUACGGUGGAAUUGAUCGAUCCAGUUGACUCCUCUUGCUUCAAUUGGAAGUUUUGGCCUCCUUUCUUCGUCUUGGUCGCGAUCUCGUCUACCUACCCACUACGCCGAGGUGGAUUGGAAUUGGGGAUCUCCGCGCGGAUCUGGGGGAAGACAUCUAGGGUUUAGCAUCCGUUUCUUCGAAAUGGGCGCCGUGCCAUCAACACCGCGGAGCGGCAAACCGCCGGGGGAUGCAGCGGAGUACCUGAUGUCGGCGUUCGUCGGGGAGAAGCCCUACCCGCUGUCAUCCGAGUUCUGGAACCAGCUGCUCGAGCUUCCUCUCGCGAUGCAGUGGCCGCAAGAUCGUGUCUUGCAGGCUUGCCAUUUAUUUGCACAACACAACUACUAUACUAAUCAUCUAGCAAAGAUCUUGAUUCACUUGGUGUGGUCUUUGGAAGACUUGUUGCAUGAGUCCUCACGAUCAUUGACAAGUUAUAGAAAAUCUGUCAAUGCAGCAUAUGUGUCCUCUGUAUUUUUGAAGUUCAUCAUUGAGAAUUCAAAAGGCAAAUUUUUUGAAGAUUUAUGUCUCAACCUUGAUCAGGAUGAGAAGAAACAGAAUAAUCUGCCUACUGAUCAAAGUAUCGAAGUUUUUAUAAUGCAAGGUGUGCUCAGUUUUAUUGGGGCAUUAAAUGUAAGUCCUCAGUCAUGCCUCCUUCAUCAUGAACUGCUGAACCUGAUGUUGGUGGCAAUGUCGACUCAACUCUGCUCUGGAUCAUCGCCAACACCAAAAGAUGUCCAUCCUUUCAUUGAUGCAGCAAUGCAUCAAGAAAGUACUGUCGUAGCCUCUACAGUUCACAAGUUGUUCUUGAAUUUUAUAACCCGGCCACGAUUUCCUUUUGAUGACUCAACAUACAUUUCUCCAGAAGGAAAUCAAUUAGGUGUUCUGCAAAGAGUUGGUUCUGUGGCAGCCAAUUUUGUACUACUGCCAUACUACACUUUCAACUAUCUGCUUAGUUCAAGUAGUGAAAGUGCAAGGAGUCUAUUGGCUGAAAAGAGCCUAUUCAUUUUGCUUGUGCUUACUCAUUACCGAAAGAGUGUUGCUGUGGAGUCUAUUUCCUCUGACAAUUUGGGGGAUGAAAAAUCAACUACCUAUUCAACAGAGAAUUCAUCUUUCUAUGAGAACCCUUACUGCAAGGCACUAGAAAAUGCUAGAGACACUCAAUUCGAUCGGGUUGAUAUUGAAGGAACUGCACACUAUGGACCACUUCUCAGAUUACCUUUUGCAUCUUUGUUUGACACCCUUGGCCUGAGCUUAGCUGACGAGGCAUCUGUAUUAUUACUUUAUUCAUUGAUUCAUGGGAAUUCUGAUUUUCUUGAGUAUGUUUUGGUGCGAACAGAUCUGGAUACAUUGUUAAUGCCAAUUCUUGAGACACUUUACAAUGCAUCAAGGAGGACAUCUAAUCAGAUAUAUAUGCUGUUAAUCAUCCUUCUCAUUCUCAGUCAAGAUUCAUCCUUCAACGCCAGCAUACAUAAACUGAUGCUUCCUGGUGUUCCAUGGUAUGAAGAACGACUUCUCCAUCAGAUUUCUCUCGGUUCUUUGAUGGUAAUUGUAUUAAUAAGGACAGUGAAGUACAACCUCUCUAAGCUUCGGGAUAUCUAUCUUCAUACAAACUGCCUUGCAAUUUUGGCAAAUAUGGCUCCUCAUGUUCAUCGAUUAACUGCCUAUGCUUCACAGCGGCUGGUUAGCCUUUUUGACAUGCUUUCUCGCAAGUACACAAAAUUAUCUGAGUUAAGGAAUGACAAAGUUCUAAAUGUAGAGGUUGACCAAACUGGAGGAGUUAUAGCAGAAGACAUGUCAACAGAGAUUCACAUAUAUACAGAUUUUCUCAGAAUAGUGCUCGAAAUCCUAAAUGCUAUUCUUACAUAUGCGUUGCCACGAAACCCAGAGGUUGUAUAUGCAAUAUUGCAUCAGCAAGAGGUCUUUCUUCCUUUCAAGAGUCAUCCACGGUUUAAUGAGCUCCUUGAGAAUAUAUAUACAGUUCUGGACUUCUUCAAUAGCCGUAUUGAUAUGCAGCAAUUGGAUGACGAAUGGUCUGUGGAUAAGGUUCUUCAAAUAAUUAUUAUAAAUUCACGUUCAUGGCGUGGUGAGGGGAUGAAGAUGUUUACUCAAUUGAAGUUCACAUAUGAGCAGGAAAGUCAUCACGAAGAAUUUUUCAUUCCUUAUGUGUGGCGGCUAGUACUAGCACAAGGCUUCACCUUCAAGCCUAGUGCUAUUAACUUGCUUCAAGUGGAAUUAUCUGGAGAUGAUGCUUCUUCACACACCGAGCAUGAUGUAUAAAGUUUUCAGAAUAUUUUGAUGGUAAGGAGACCGAUUGUUUCGCUUUGAUGGCGAAACUUCAGUUUCCAUAUGCGCAAACAAAAUUCAAUGAGUGCCAUGUAUAUAGGAUAUCAGUUGAUAUUUUCAUCAUUCAUUCUGUCAAUAUUACCUUUGUCAUGGUUGACAACCUUUCUUGAGCAUGUAAUAUUGCAUUCAUCGAAUAAAGAAGAGGGACGUUCUAUUCUGAGAAGAGGAAGUGUAGAAAGCCAAAACUUGAUGGAAUGGGUGAUUGUUCCUACUCCGAUUGUAUCUAGUGUAUUCUUUGGAUUAGGGUGCACUUUUUGCUACAAUUUUGUAAAGACUUAAUCCCCAAAAUUUGUACUAAUUUAUAGCAUCGUUUAUAUAAGAAUUAAAUUACUGUCC
This is a messenger RNA of Zingiber officinale, 2793 nucleotides long. Its product is annotated as dymeclin-like. The record is from RefSeq and is a predicted model, not a curated record. Gene Ontology annotation, cellular component: Golgi apparatus. The transcript is spliced from 18 exons. Lineage: Eukaryota; Viridiplantae; Streptophyta; Magnoliopsida; Zingiberales; Zingiberaceae. Bases 259 to 2391 code for a protein of 710 amino acids. Gene Ontology annotation, biological process: Golgi organization.